Molecule: messenger RNA, 1256 nt
Organism: Schistosoma margrebowiei
Lineage: Eukaryota; Metazoa; Platyhelminthes; Trematoda; Strigeidida; Schistosomatidae
Source: the annotation of a GenBank genome assembly
CUCAUUUUAUAUUCCAAUCACAUUUUCAAUAUUAAGCAUUAAUCUGUGAUUAAUACGUUAGUAAAAGUGUGUUGCAUCAUCUUAUGUGUGAAUGUCAUUGAAUUGCAUAAGUGUUACAUAACUUGACAAUUAGGUUUUGAGUUGUAUAAACGUAUUACAUGAUAUUUAUUUUAAGAUUGUUUGAUGCAUUUUGUUUAAUGACGUCAAAUGGAGUUCCAUACUGACUGACAUUUAUAAUGAAGAAGAGCCUGUAAAGCAGAGAUAACUAUUCAUUAAACGGAAUAUACCCACUGUGACAUAAAAUAAGAAAAGAGAACUCUUCGUUAACCAUUUCAUUAACACAUCAUUUGCAUAGAAUCUUUCAUUUAACAGGCAAAUGAUAUGAUCUAGUGAGCUUGUAAUCCAUUUUUAUUCUGAUAGCAGGCAUGAACAAUGAAUCAUUUGAAUAGCUUUAUUUCAACUAUUCCCUCAUAUUUUAUUAAUAAGUAGUAUCAUUCAGUAUGUUUGACUUGUGUUUAGAAGUACAUUCAUAUGACAAUGACAUUUAAAUAUUACACUAUUUCAUUUUGAUCUAUUUUGUAGUUGGACUGCUUUAGCGUUAGCAAUGUUGAUUAUUUUCUAUCGAAAAAUAAGAGAUGAACAUCCAUUAAAUAUUUUUAUUCUGGUUAUUUACUCGAUAUUGAUCGGUACAGCGAUUGGAAUUGCUGUUUUAAAUUUAUGCUUCCACGUGAAAGUUACUGCCAUCGCAAUCACAUUGAUAUAUUUUAUUUGUUCCAUAUUAAGUGGAGCUGCAAUCCGAACACGAUUAGCUGAUCAUUUCCUGUUAAUUCUAACGUGUAUUGUGAUUCUUUCCAUUGCUUUUGUUGCAGCCGCGAUCGUAUUUUAUGUUUUAAAAAAAUGGGUUGCUGUGAUCGCUCUCCAUGUAGGUGCUGAAAUAUUAUUAUUUCUUAUAACAAUCUGUUUCAGUCAAUUUACUGUUGGAAAAUCACAAGUCCGGAUCUCCUUCCCACAUUGGACGUUAGCAGUAUUAGUACUAUAUAGUCUCUUUUGCAUCGAUUUAUCAAAUAGUUUAUAUUUGAUAGACAUUAUUAACAUCAUUACAUUCAAUAAGACGAAUUGCUCAUUGUGUAAUAGUUCUACUGUUAAUAAGGAGAUAAAUGUGACCCUGCUGAAACUAGAUUUGUGUUCAAGUACAAAUAGAUCUACAGGAAGAUUUUUCACUUAGACAUUUCCAAUCUGUUCAAUUUUGUAUCGUC